AACUGUCCCUCCUUCCCCCUCUCCGGUUUCCCUGUUGACUCUCGAAAAAGGGGCAGACUGGGAAGCUGUCCCUCGGGCUGAGAACGCAGUGGCGAUCGCUGGCCUUGUGGGGUUUGAGUGUGGAGUGCAGAUACGAACCCGUGCCGUCUUCGCACAAGCUCGAGAAAUGCCCGGUGAAGCCACAGAAACGGUCCCUGCUACUGAGCAGGAGUUGCCACAGCCCCAGGCUGAGACAGGAUCUGGAACAGAAUCGGACAGCGAUGAGUCCGUGCCGGAGCUUGAGGAACAGGAUUCCACACAGGCAACCACACAGCAGGCCCAGCUGGCCGCAGCAGCUGAAAUCGAUGAAGAACCUGUCAGUAAGGCUAAACAGAGUCGGAGUGAAAAGAAGGCACGGAAGGCUAUGUCCAAGCUGGGCCUGCGGCAGGUUACGGGGGUCACCAGAGUCACUAUCCGGAAAUCUAAGAAUAUCCUCUUUGUCAUCACAAAACCCGACGUCUACAAGAGCCCAGCCUCAGACACCUACAUCGUUUUUGGGGAAGCCAAGAUUGAAGACUUAUCUCAGCAAGCACAACUAGCAGCAGCUGAGAAAUUUAAAGUUCAAGGUGAAGCUGUCUCCAACAUUCAGGAAAACACACAGACUCCAACUGUACAGGAGGAGAGUGAAGAGGAAGAGGUUGAUGAAACAGGUGUGGAAGUUAAGGAUAUAGAGUUGGUCAUGUCACAAGCAAAUGUUUCCAGAGCAAAGGCAGUCCGAGCCCUGAAGAACAACAGUAAUGAUAUUGUAAAUGCUAUUAUGGAAUUAACAAUGUAACCAUCUGAAAAACAAGGACUUUUUUUUGGGGGGGGGGGGGCGUGUUUCAAAGAGUAACGCAGCUUGGUCUGAAAUUUGUACUGUUUCUAUCAUUAAUAAAGUUAUGGCUUCUUGUUGGA
Molecule: messenger RNA, 933 nt
Organism: Ochotona princeps (American pika)
Lineage: Eukaryota; Metazoa; Chordata; Mammalia; Lagomorpha; Ochotonidae
Gene: NACA
Product: nascent polypeptide associated complex subunit alpha
Exons: 8
Coding region: 167-814 (215 amino acids)
Biological process (GO): protein targeting to membrane
Cellular component (GO): cytoplasm; nascent polypeptide-associated complex
Source: RefSeq, a predicted model, not a curated record